Messenger RNA from Cyphellophora attinorum, 6297 nucleotides. Its product is annotated as putative succinate dehydrogenase [ubiquinone] flavoprotein subunit, mitochondrial. The record is from RefSeq and is a predicted model, not a curated record. Lineage: Eukaryota; Fungi; Ascomycota; Eurotiomycetes; Chaetothyriales; Cyphellophoraceae. Gene Ontology annotation, molecular function: flavin adenine dinucleotide binding; electron transfer activity; succinate dehydrogenase (quinone) activity. Bases 1 to 6297 code for a protein of 2098 amino acids. The transcript is spliced from 8 exons. Gene Ontology annotation, biological process: mitochondrial electron transport, succinate to ubiquinone; tricarboxylic acid cycle.
AUGUCGCUCAAUACGCUACUGCUCGACAAGCUGCAGCCAUUGCGGCCUACAUUGGACCGCGACAUCAAAGCCGGCGCCGUCCUUGUUGCUAUUUUACAUCAUAGCAAGACGCCGGAAGAUCGCAUUGCGCAGUAUGACGCGCUGUGGAUCAAAUGCCCAUUGAUCAACACCGUGGAUAAACUGGUUGCAGCCUACGAGAAGGCCCACAAAGACGCUGGAACCAUAGUGCUGAUGCAAGAGAACAAGAUAGUGCCUGGUAACACGAUCGUGUCCUCGCUCGUUCGGGGUUGGCCUUCACUCGUGGCUCUCGAGGCUAUCAGUCGCAAGGAAGUCGCAAGAAGAACAUCAGCCUCCACAAGCACAGUACGUUCUCCACUUGUCAACAUCACCAAUCAGGCGCCACGAUCAGGAUCUCUGCCAACAGAGAAGAAACCAAUCGCUGUCGAGGCCUCCGAACCUGUGGACCAGACAACUGGGCGUGGUGUAUCGACACCAGCGUUCACGACAACCGCGUCCCCAAUCCCCACACAAACAAGUGCUCCUCCGGUUCGAUCGAGUCUCACGCCAGAAACGAACGAUGACGCAUGGCUCAAUGAUGUCCUUGCAGCCUGGGACGACUUUCUCGCAGAGCAGUUCAGCUACUAUGCUUACGUCGCUAGUCGAGGUCUCCGCUGGGAGCUGCCAGAUGUCGCCAAAGUCCAUGAACAGAUCCUCAGCACAUGGAAGAGCCUGUCUCGCGGUCAGCUAAGAUAUUUUCAAGAGCGCAGUGUGAGGAUCCGGCCAUUCACAAAUCCUGUAGAACGUAUGUUCAAGACUGAAGGCAUCAAAUCUGAUCCGCAUGCUACAUUUGAAGCGACAAAGGCAUUCUUCGACCUAGUCCUCUCGCAGUGGCACGGAGUGAACCACAUGAGUGUUCGCGCGGAACACUAUCGAGUGGUCGAACCUAGCUAUGACACCAUUCAGGCGAGAGGUCUGCACAUCUUACCACGAAGUUCUCCCGACCAGAUCUCGCCGACCGGUGAUGGUGGAGUCUUUCAAUCCGUACACGAGACACCUGAAAAGCCGCGUGGGACAGAUGGACGGUUCAUCAGCAAGACGACUUCCAGUCACGAGUCAGGUGCCGACCAUUCAAAAAAUGUUGUGUCAAGCCCCGCUCAGCCAGAGAAGAGAGAUGUGAUACAGGAAGAGGACUUCAAUGUUGCAGAAGAAGCACUCGGCUCCCAGCAAACCAAUCAGGCUCGCCUGAACAUGGCAGAGCUAUUCGAUGGUAGAAGCCCCGAGCAGCUGGAGAAAAGCGUCGAUCGUGGCGUUGAGCUUCUCGCUGCAAUACAGAAGACCAUCGACAGUCAGCCGUCGAAGGAGACAGAACACUGGUUGAAAGCGCUUGAGAAUGUACAGAAGCAAGCAACGCGUUCGAAGACAAUCGUGGGCGUGGUCGGAGCAACUGGGGCUGGCAAAUCCUCCGUGAUCAAUGCUAUGCUCGACGAGGAGCGCCUUGUGCCGACGAAUUGUAUGCGCGCUUGUACGGCGGUUGUAACAGAGAUCUCGUACAACUACGACGGCGACGGGUAUCGUGCAGAGGUGGAGUUCAUCUCCAAAGAGCAAUGGCGAAAGCAACUGGAGGUGCUCUUCCAGGAGCUCCUCGAUGCGAGCGGGCAUGUCUCCAGAGAAUGCGCCAACGAGGAGAGCGAAGCUGGCGUUGCAUAUGCUCAAAUCAAAGCGGUAUACCCCCUCUUGACGAAAGAGGAGAUGAAGCAUUCGUCAGUGGACAAAUUGAUGAAUCAUAUCAACGUGCGCUGUCUCGGUUCUACGAGAGAAGUCAGCCACAACGACUCGCUUAUGUUUUACCGGAAAUUACAGAGCUAUGUGGACAGCAAAGAGAAGACCGGUGCGAAGAAAGACAACGGACCGGAACAAGAGUACUGGCCAUUGCGUGUUGUCAAGAUCUACGUCAAGUCCCGUGCUUUAUCGACCGGAGCAGUGAUCGUCGACCUUCCAGGUGUACACGACAGCAAUCAAGCGCGUGCCGCUGUUGCUCAGAACUACCUUCGGAACUGCUCUGCGCUUUGGAUCGUCGCACCGAUUACACGCGCCGUUGAUGACAAAAGCGCGAAGAACUUACUCGGCUCUGCGUUCAAACGUCAGCUGAAGAUGGAUGGAGGCUUCUCCGACGUCACUUUCAUCUGCUCAAAAACCGACGACAUCAGCAUUUUCGAGGCGACAGAUUCUUUGGGCUUAGAAGGGGAGCUAGGUCCGAUGUGGAGUCAGAGUGAAGAGCUGCAGCAGAAGAAGAAAGACCUGAAGCUUCAGCUCGAUGACCUCAAACAGACCAAAUCAGACAUGCUCGCAGCAACAGAAGCAGCAGACGAGCUUGUGGAAAUUUGGGAGAACUUAUCGGAGCGAUUGUCUGAAGGUGAGACUGUUUACGAACCCAAGGAUAUGUCUCAGAAACGCAAGCGGGAGCACGGGCCGGAGCGAUCUCGAAAGAAGGCGAAGCGCAGCGGUCACGACUCAGAUGACGAUUUCAUCGACGAUGGCUCUGAUGAUGGCCACAGCGAAGUUGACUCUGCCACAGAUUCAGCAGACGUAGAAGAAGAGUCUGGUGUCCCGCUCACAGAAGAAGCCAUAACACAGAAGUUGGCAGAGCUUCGUGCGACCAAAAAGGAGGGCCGUCAGGCUCGUGCAAGAAUGGACGACCAAAUCAAGCAGGCCAAACGAGACAUCGAUGCCGUCGAUAAAGAAAUUCGAGCGAUAGAUGACGUUAUAUCGGCCAAGUGUAUCGCUGGUCGCAACAACUACUCGCGCGAAGCAAUCCGACAAGACUAUGCGGCUGGCAUUCGCGAAAUCGAUCAAGAGCUCGCCGAGGAAGAGGAUGCUGCAAACUUCAACCCGGACGAGGAACAGCGCGAUUACGAAGAGGUCGCCAGAGACCUCCCUGUGUUCUGUGUAUCCUCACGAGCCUAUCAGAAGCUCCAAGGUCGUCUGACCAAAGAUCGUAAGCCUCAAGGGUUUCGAGAUAUCGCAGAGACCGAGAUGCCCUUACUUCAAGAACAUUGCAUUCAACUGACCACCAAGAGCCGUCUGACCUCAUGUCGACGAUUCCUGACCAGUAUGUUCCAGAUUCUCAACUCACUGCGUUUGUGGGCGUCCAACGACGGCUCUGGGCGAGUCAUGACACAAGGUCAGCUAGCUAGAGAAGAGCAGAUCUUGAAAGAGAAGCUCAAGAAGUUGGAUAAUGCCCUCGACAAGGCAGUCGAAAUGCUCGUCGCCGACCUGUUGCAUGACAUCAAAGACAAGAUUUACGAUGUGCUGCCAGCCGCAAUCCAAGCCGCGAAAUCUAAAGCAAACGACGCUGCGGGUCAGUGGUCGGCUCACCGUGAUCGGGGCGGGCUUGUCUGGGCUACGUACAAGGCUACUGUGCGACGCGACGGAGUCUUCACAAAUGCUCGCGGCCCUCAUAACUUCAAUGCCGACCUGCUAGAUAAGUGGCCGAUGAACGCCAGAUCGAUGAAUGCUGACAUAGGCUCGCAGAACCGCUCAUGCAACGUCUCACAGGACCGUGGGAAACAAUCUUCACACGUCGUCUUCCUGGAGAAACGAGCCAUCCGUAACGGCGCCUCUAUUGCCAGCUUUCAGAUGCUGAAACAGCAGAUCCCCGUGUAUAAAGAGACGCUUGUGAACAUUGUGGGUGAUGCACGGACGUUGAUCACUGAAAAGCAGCGCGAGGUCAAUCGGGACUUCGAGCCACGCCUCACGGAUAGUAUGAGACCUGCAUACGACCUGUGCGUCAGGGAGUCUGGGCCAGGCAGCUUCAGGAGAAUGAAGGGUCAUAUGUCGGGACACAUCACGCAAGAGAAGAAGUCGAUGUUCAAUGAUUGCGUCGACCACGUCCGUGGUCUGAUCAAGAAUCUGUUGAACGAGGUCGAGGAUAUGCUGCUGACCAAGACCGAUGAGAUCUACAUGGCUGUCGAACGCGAAUACACCAGCGUCGUCGUUGGCCAGGACUGCACGAGUGACGGACUGCCUCGAGAACAACGCAUCCUGCGGAAAGCUGUUCUGGAGCUUCUUGAUGGUGCUGAGAUGAUCUUCAAGCGAGCUGUCGGCCUUGAGCCGGAGGUUGAGGAAGUCGUCGAAGAGCAGGAGGCCGUGGAAGAAGUCGAGGAGGGCCCAAAAGGCUCGACAAUGGAGGAUACAGUCGCCGUCAAGGCGGAACCGCGAGAAGACGCCGACAUGGCAGCAGCUCAAGUUGGUAUGGCUCAGACCCCGGUCGAGACUGCCAUCGUCAAGCUUGAAGUCGAUGCGGCUGGCCGUGCAGACAUUCUGGUGGAGCAAUCAAACGCGGAAGAGCUUCAAGUUGGUGUCGCUGAAGCGAACCAGCUUGUUCCGACCACCGAGAACAACGUCGAGAUGAUCGCAGUGGCAGCGGAUGAUGGGGUUGUCGUCAAGGACGAAAUGGCCACGACUUCAUCAAUAACUGCCCUCAACUCGAAAUUUGAUGUCGUCGAUCAUGAAUAUGACGCCGUCAUCGUCGGUGCAGGAGGUGCUGGCCUUCGUGCCGCCGUGGGUCUCGCUGAAAGUGGGCUCAAUACCGCCGUGGUCACCAAACUAUUCCCCACAAGGUCGCAUACGGUAGCUGCUCAAGGCGGUAUCAAUGCGGCCCUUGGGAACAUGACUGAAGACGACUGGAGAUGGCACAUGUACGACACUGUCAAAGGAUCGGACUGGCUGGGCGACCAAGACGCUAUUCACUAUAUGUGCCGUGAAGCACCCCGAGCUGUACGCGAACUGGAAGAGUACGGCAUGCCCUUUAGCCGGACAAACGAAGGCCUCAUCUAUCAGAGACCGCUUGGAGGUCAGAGCUUGAAGUAUGGCGAAGGUGGUCAGGCUUAUCGGACAGCUUGUGUGGCUGAUCGGACAGGGCACUCAAUGUUGCAUACCUUGUAUGGACAGGCGCUCAAGCAUGAUUGUCAGUUCUUGAUCGAGUGGUUUGCGCUGGAUCUUAUGAUGGAUGGUAAUGACUGCGUUGGGCUCACUGCUAUUGACAUGGAGACUGGCACUUUGCAUCGUGUAUUUGCGAGGAACACCAUUCUGGCGACGGGUGGCUACGGUCGAGCUUACUUCUCGGCUACUAGUGCUCAUACGUCUACUGGUGAUGGUUUGGCUAUGGCUGCUAGAGCAGGGCUGCCAUUGCAAGACAUGGAAUUUGUACAAUUCCAUCCCAGCGGCAUCUAUGGAGCAGGAGUGCUCAUAUCAGAGGGUGCCCGUGGGGAGGGUGGCUUUCUCUUAAACGGCAAAGGCGAACGAUUUAUGGAGCGCUACGCACCAACAGCGAAAGAUCUCGCUAGCCGCGACGUAGUAAGCCGCAGUAUGAAUAUGGAGAUUCGUGAAGGGAGAGGCGCUGGGCCCGACGCCGACCACAUACACCUCCAACUCUCACAUCUCCCACCAGAAGUACUACACGAACGACUACCCGGCAUCGCCGAAACAGCCAGCAUCUUCUCCGGCGUAGACAUCACCAAAGAGCCCAUUCCAGUGAUUCCGACUGUGCAUUAUUGUAUGGGUGGCAUCCCUACCAAUUGGAAAGGUCAAGUCCUCAACGUUGAUCCCAAGACCAACACCGAAACGCCAGUUUCUGGCCUCUAUGCUGCGGGCGAAGUCGCCUGUGUCUCUGUGCACGGUGCAAAUCGACUUGGAGCCAAUUCACUGCUCGACAUCGUGGUCUUCGGCCGUGCCGCAGCGGGCCACAUCGCCGAAAACAACGAGCCAAACAUGCCCAUAUUUCGACGUGCCGACAGCAAGACCACACCCGACACCGGGAUGGGCGGCUUCACCGACCUCCAACAUUUCCGCAACAGCGAUGGCACACGCCUCACAGCGGAACUGCGCAGCGAUAUGCAGAAAGCCAUGCAGGCCGACGUAGCGGUCUUCCGCAACCACGAAUCCCUAGCCACUGGUCUCUCCCACCUCCAGAAGGUUGAGGAGUCCUUCAACAACGACCUCCUCGUCAAGGACAAAUCCUUGAUUUGGAAUUCCGACCUCAUUGAAACGUUGGAGAUGCGCAAUCUGCUCACCUGUGCAGCACAGACUGCUAAGAGCGCUCUCGAGCGUAAGGAGAGUCGAGGGAGUCAUGCACGGGAGGACUAUAGUGAACGGGAUGAUACGAAGUUUAUGAAGCAUUCGCUGAGCUGGCAGCGAGAUGUUGGGGAAGACAUUGCUGUUGGAUACAGGGGUGUGCAAUUCCAGACACUGGACGAAUCGGAAUGCAAGAGCGUGCCGGCGAAGAAGCGUAGUUACUAG